CCAUGCGUGACGGGCCGGGAAAUUUAGAGAGCGUCUGCUUUCUCCAUAGGUGUAGUGAAGUCAGAAAUCGGAUAAAAUGAUUUUUAUACAAAUGGGUAUAUUUUUAUGAAUAAUAUUGAAAAAUGAAUGAAGUCACCUGGUUUGUGUUUGUCUUUUGGAUGUUAAUUUUACCUGUAAUCAAAUGCCAAGAUGUAGGGUUAUUUCCAAAUAUCCUGAAUUUAGCAACAAGGUCUACCAUAACUGUAAAUGCUACUUGUGGAGAAGAAAAGAGUGAGGUUUUCUGUAAGCUUGUGGACCAUGUUAAAAUUUUCCCAUACAAGAACUCACACUGUGACAUCUGUGAUGCAAGGAGUCGAGAUGAAAGACGCCGUCAUCCCAUCACUAACGCCAUUAAUGGGAGGAACUCAUGGUGGCAAAGUCCAACACUAACCAAUGGAGCCCUGUAUAAUUAUGUAACAAUUACAUUGGACCUCAAACAGGUUUAUCAGGUAGCUUAUGUCAUAGUGAAAUCAGCCAACUCCCCUAGACCAGGAAACUGGAUUUUAGAGAGAUCUAUUGAUGGUAUCAAUUACCAGCCAUGGCAAUACUUCGGAAUCCGUAAUCGUGACUGUAAAAAAAGAUACGGUCUGAAGGCUAGUCGCAAAAUCCCAACCUACCUCAGAGAUGAUGAAGUCAUCUGCACAACAAAAUACUCAAAAAUCUACCCACUGGAAAAUGGAGAAAUUUUCAUAUCGCUUGUCAAUGGAAGACCAGGAGUAAAGAAACCCAGCCCGACAUUACUUGAGUUUACAUCAGCCCGCUAUAUCAGACUGAGAUUACAGAAGAUAAGGACACUCAAUGCUGACCUUAUGACCUUUAGGUCAACCAGUGACCUCAAGUUCAUAGAUCCAUUUGUUACCAGAAGGUACUUUUACUCAAUAAAAGAUAUUUCUAUAGGAGGGCAGUGUAUAUGCUAUGGUCAUGCAGCAACUUGUUCACCCAGACCCAAUACUGAUAGACUGUAUUGUGAAUGUAAGCACAAUACCUGUGGCAAUAACUGUGAGAAGUGCUGUGAAUUCUACUACCAAAAACCAUGGCAACCAGGAAACAGUGGCCUUAAAUGUGAAAGAUGUAAUUGUCAUGGACACUCUACUGAGUGUGUGUAUAAUGCCACAGUGGAUGCCUUGAAACUGAGUCUGAACACAGCUGGGGAGUAUGAUGGAGGUGGUGUCUGUAUAGACUGCAAGGACUAUACCACUGGAAUCAAUUGUGAGAAGUGUUUAGAGGGAUAUUAUCGUCCCCUAGGGGAAACACCAAACUCUCGCUUUCCUUGCCGACCUUGUCGAUGUGAGGUCACAUUGGGGUCAACAGGAAAAUGUAUUCAAGAUGACAGUCUGUUGAAUGAAGGAAAGAGACCUGGAGACUGUUUGUGUAAUGAAGGCUAUGGGGGACCAACAUGUCAGGAGUGUGCGUACGGCUACUAUGGUUACCCAUACUGUAAGCCAUGUCCAUGUAACAGUGCUGGAACACUGAAUUCACAGCAGUGCAGUGGAAAUUGUGUGUGCAAGGAGAAUGUUGAAGGCUUCAAGUGUGACCGGUGUAAGAGGGGAUUUUUUAACCUCCACAAGGACAACCCUGUAGGCUGUAUGUCAUGUUUUUGUUUUGGGGUGUCAUCUGUCUGCCAGGCAUCUAAUCUGGGCUUGAUCAAGAUUGGAGAAGGGGUGAGUGAUAUGUCUGAUGGAAUGAGUGGCUGGGCUGUAACCUCAGUAGACAUCAGUGGCUUCACAUAUUUUAUACAAAAAGAUGAGGAGGGAUGGUUAGUUUACAGGGCCUACCCUGCCAGUCAGAACUCUCUAAAUCCAGCCGAGGAUCUGGUGGUGUAUUACUGGCAGGCACCGCUUAAAUACCUAGGCAAUCGGUUGACAUCAUAUGGAGGAAAUCUGAAAUACACAGUGAAGUAUGAAACUGAUCGUACUGCACCUUACCAAAGACACAUGUAUGGAGUAGAUGUCAUUAUACAGAGUGGCAACAUGACAAUUGUGAACGGCAAGAGUUACCUGCGAGAAAAUAUUCAAGAGGAGAGAACUGUGACACUGAAUGAGUCAAGUUGGUUUCAAUUGGUGAAAAGUGACCGUUACGAGACUCUCCAGCCAAUCACAAAGAAAGAAUUCAUGCUCCUCCUAUUCAACAUAGAAAGGCUUCUAAUACGAGCUACAUACCACUCAGCACAAAAUGCUGUAUACUUACGGGAGGUGACUCUGGAUGCAGUGAGUGCCUUGUCCAAUAAGACCCAGACCCUGAAGACAGUAGAGAAGUGUUCCUGUCCCCGGGGAUUCCAGGGUCUCUCCUGUGAAGAAUGUGAGUCAGGGUACAGAAGAGUGGGUAACAAGCUCUAUGGAGGAAUGUGUUUACCUUGUAACUGUAACAACCAUGCAGAACGCUGUGACAUCACCACAGGAAAGUGUAUUAACUGUCUGCAUUUUACAAUGGGAGAAAACUGUGAUCAGUGUCUGCCUGGUUACUAUGGAGACCCCCGCCGAGGAACAGAGGAGGAUUGUAAACCAUGUGCCUGCCCACUUAGAGAACCAACCAAUCAGUUCUCUCCUACCUGUCAGCUGAUCCCGCAGGUGGGAAACUAUGACAAUUACAGGUGUGACAAGUGUGCUGUCGGCUACACGGGAGACAGAUGUGAAAGAUGUGCUCCUGGGUACUAUGGGGAUCCCACUGAAGUAGGUGGACUCUGUCGGCCAUGUACCUGUGGGGGAAACAUCGACACCAGCAAUCCUACAAGCUGUGACAGAAAGACGGGGGAAUGUUUGAAGUGUCUGAACAACACGGAAGGACCAACCUGUCACAGGUGUAAGGAUGGCUUCUAUGGUACAGCUAUUAAUGGGGACUGUACAGCAUGCAGUUGUGAUCUGAAUGGUUCAGUAAAUGGUUCUUGUGAGCAGUAUUCUGGGAGGUGUGUUUGUAAGGACAGGUUUUAUGGGAGGCGCUGUGACCAGUGUCAGCCUGGUUAUGGCAAUGUUGAGGAGGGUUGUGUGCCAUGUGAUUGUGACCCCCAGGGAUCACGGGGAUCAGUCUGUGACAGUUUUAGUGGACAAUGCUUCUGUAAUAUAGGCAUUACUGGUAGGAGGUGUGACAAAUGUCAGCCUGGAUUUUAUGGAUUUUCAGCCAGAGGCUGCAAGGACUGCCGCUGUAACAAUGAAGGAACAAAUCAGACAGCCCUUUGUGAUGAUGUCACAGGGGUCUGUAACUGUCUCCCCAAUGUCACAGGAUCUCGCUGCAAUAUGUGCAAGGAGAAUUACUGGGGUCUGGCUACAGGUAAUGGCUGCUCCCCUUGUGAAUGUGACAGACUUGGGGCAGUGUACCAACAGUGUGACCAGAGAACCGGUCAGUGUACCUGUAGAACCGGAGUGGAGGGAAAACAGUGUGGGAAAUGUAAACCAGGGUAUUACGGAUUCUCCAUCAACGGCUGCAAACGAUGUCAGCCCUGUAAUAAAGCAGGGCAUGUAUGUGAUCCCAUUACUGGUCAGUGUGUCUGUCCACCCCUUACUACUGGACCACAGUGUGGUGAAUGUCAACCCAAUACCUGGGGCUAUGACAGCAUCAAAGGAUGCAAGCCCUGCAACUGUAAUCUCCAGACCUCAGAAUCCAGACAGUGUGAUAGAAAUACUGGAAAGUGUACCUGUAAGGCUGACUUCACAGGUGACAGGUGUGACAAGUGCCUAACUGGAUUCUACAACCAUCCUAACUGUCAGCUCUGUCUGUGUAGUGCUGAUGGUACAGAGCCGAACAGUUGUGACAACUCUACAGGUGUCUGUCAGUGUGACAAUAGAGGACAGUGUCAGUGUAAGGAAAAUGUAGAAACUCGUACAUGUGGUCGAUGUAGACCAGGAUCCUUUAGUCUGCACAAAGCGAAUCCUUAUGGCUGCACUGAUUGCUUCUGUUUCGAGCGGUCAAAUAGGUGUGAGCAGGUGCCCUAUAUCUGGAAUAAGAUGGAAAUUCCAGAAAACAGUGUGUCAUUUGAUCCUCGGGUCACAAACAAGGUCACUUUAAAAUAUAAAUCCCAUGUUGUUAUCCCACAAAACUCCACCUGGGCUGCUGUACCAGAAUCCCUAGCAACCAAACCAAUUUACUGGAGCCUGCCAGCUAGUUAUCUAGGUGAUUUGACCUUGUCUUACAAUGGGAAGAUGAGGUUUAGUGCUCAGUUCAGAUCAGACAGUGGACCUCCAACUCGAGUAGAUGAAAGUCCGGACAUUGUAGUGGUGGGAAAUAGGUUCCAGAUGACUCAUAACACUGGUACACCAUGGUCACCUAGAGGAGAGAGGUCCAUCUCCGUCAAGUUCCACCCAACUUUAUGGAGAGUGGUUGGUUUUGGUAAUGCCACCAGAAGUUUGAUGAUGAUUGUGCUGCAGAAUGUUACAGAUAUUUAUAUAAAGGCCACUCAGGAUGACCAAGCUAGAUCUGCUGUGUUGACUUCUGUAUCACUGGACAGUGCCCAGCCAGGGAAUGGUAGUACAGAAAACCCAGCAUUAGGAGUGGAGAUUUGUCAGUGUCCACAACAGUACUCGGGACUUUCUUGUCAGGAUCCAGCAGAGGGCUACUAUAGACUGAAGCACAAUUCCACCAUAGAUCUGUCUUAUCCAAUCCGUGUAAUCGGAGAGGUGGUACCUUGUAACUGCCACAGGCACUCGGACAUCUGUGACAGGAAUACAGGAGUGUGUAAGAAUUGUCAGCAUAACACAACAGGAAGUCAGUGUGAGAGAUGCUUGCCUGGUUUCUAUGGUGAUGCGACCAGAGGUUCACCUGUUGACUGUCAACCCUGCAUCUGUCCUAGCAUUGACAACAAUUUCAGCAGCACCUGUGAAAUUCGCCGAGGCCAACUUUACUGCACAAAUUGCACUGAAGGAUAUAUUGGUACAAGAUGUGAAUCAUGUGCAGAAGGUUACUAUGGAAACCCACGACAGACAGGGGGUAAGUGUCGGCCAUGUGACUGUAAUCCGGAGGGAUCCGUAUCUUCCUUAUGUAAUGCUCGUGGACAAUGUCAGUGUCUUCCUGGAAUAACAGGGGAGAAAUGUGAUGGAUGUCAGCCAAGAUAUGCUGUAGAAGAUGGGAAAUGUGUUUCAUGUGAUGAGGGCUGCACGGCUGACCUGAUGAGGGAACUAGAUGACCUAGAAAACAUGACCAGUCAAGUGAACUUAACUGGAAAGCUCCCUGUCCCAUGGACCCAGCUCUGGAAAAUCAAGAAUGAAACAGAAUUACUCAAGGAUGAGUUGGAGACGAUAAGGAAUGCAGAGCUGGAUCAUUUGAGGAAUCAGACAAAUGACCUUGUGAGGGAUUCACAGGACUUACUCACCAGAUCCAGGAGAGCUAAGCUUAAAGCUGCCCCACUGGAGGAUAGAGCUGCUACCCUGAAGAAGAAUGCUACAGACCUGGAGGCAGAUCUUAAUGACACAGUCAGGGACAUGAAAGAAUUUGUGGAUAAGCUAGUGGAUGUUGUUCAGGGUCUUGUCCAUAACAAAAGUGGAAUAAAUGUCACUGAUGCCUUGGAGAAAGUGAGGGCCAUUUUAAAGGACAUCAAAGGCAGAAAUUUUUCAGGGAACCUGGAGAGGGCACUCAGAGAGAAUAAACUGGCUGAGAAAUUAUCAGAGGAAGUGUUGGAAAUGAGGAACAAACUUGUGAACACAUCGGGAGUUAUGGAGGAAAUUCAGGCCAUAAUGGAUAAACUUCAAGACCUUCAGAAACAUUCUAAUGAAUCUCACAGGCAGUCAGAUGAAGUGUUUAGAAUGUUGAGUAACAUUCUCAGAAUUCAAAAUAAAACAGAGGAUGUGUUGGUUGAUGUAGACCUAGUCCAUGAUGAUACAGUUAAAAUUUUGGGAGACGGCCAUCAACUCAACAUUGAAUCAGCAGGGGUACUAGACAAAGCCAAGGAAAACAUCAAAGAUGUAGAAAGAAAAGCAAGCAUCUUUGACCAAAUUUUGCCAGAACUUAGAUCAAAAGUCAAUAACACAAGAAGUCAGCUUCCUGGGACUGAGGCCAAAGUCAGAGCAGCAGAAAGUCAUGCAAGAGACCUGUCAAAGUAUGCUGAACAGCUGGAAAGGGAGUUUGAGAAAACGAAGGCAGAUGCAGCUGACCCUCUGAAGGCUGCUCAGGUUUACGGCAAUAUUGUAAAGGCUGUCAAUGAGGCAGAGGAAGCAGCCAAACGAGCCAUCAAAGCCGCAGAGGAAUCAAUCAAAAUUGCAGGGGUGAAGAACAUCACAGAUGAGGUGUCGCGCUCACUUAACAGGAGCAGAGAACUGCAAAGACAAGCCAAUAAAACACUGAGUAAAGUCCCAGGUUUGGACAAGCAUUUGAGUGUUUUGAAUGAGGAUUUGCUUCACGUGGAAGAAGAACAAAGCAAAAUCAGACAAGGCCAAUCUGAUAUCAAGGAUGCUCUAAGACAGCUACCUAAAGACCUCAGUGACAGAGCUAUGAAGAUUUCUAAAGAUACUGACAAGACAUCAGAGGAAUUAGAAUCUCUGGAGGAAACUGUAGGAAAUAUUGACAGCAACAUAAAGAAAGAUCUUAUUCCAAAGCUAAACCAAAUUCAAGAUGUGCAGUUUGAUGGCAUAUUUGAAAACAUAGAGAAUUCAAUUGACACAGCAAAGGCAAACAUACAGCAAAUAAGUGCCAUUGUUGAUGGGGUUGAGUCAGCUGCUAACAGAACCAUGACUGCCGAGUCCAGACUCAACGAUAAACUCAAGAUGCUGAGAGAUAACAUCAAACAAGCUCGUGCUCAAGCUGAGAAGGUGAAGGUGUCACUCUCUUCCAAUGGGCAGUGUGUGAGAUCCUAUUUCUCCAAGUCCACUGCUGGUGUCACCAAUAAAAUUACCUUUUCCUUUAAGACAAACAAAGCGACAAACAACCAGAUCUUUGUGUUGCUGCAAAAGUCUCCCACAGAGUUCCUUGCAGUGGAGAUGAUCAGUGCAAAGAUCCGAUUUUUAUGGAAUGUUGGAGCAGGCAUUGGUAGUGUCACAAGUGAUCUUCCCAUUCAGAAUGAGGCCAACUUUAUCAAAACUGUAGACAAGUGGUACCAUGUCAAAGCUGAAAGACGUGGUCAUAUAGGGACAUUGGAGGUCAGUAAACUGUCCAAUGGGAAGACUGUGAAAACAAUGAAGGGAUUCUCUCCUGUUGGUCGCUCUUUUCUGAAGCUGGAUGAAAACUCAGAGCUUUAUGUGGCUGGUUUGCCAUAUGGCAUAAAUAGGUCAGAAGAACUGGGAAGCACAGCAAACUUCUCUGGGUGUAUGAAUGAAAUGUACAUUGAUGAUCAGAAAAUAGGACUUCAUAACUUCAAGACAAACAGUCAGCAAGGUUGUGGAGGCUGCAGGAAUGUGCCUACAGUUACUGUGGUAGGGGCUAGCACCUUUCACUUCAAUGGUUUGGGUUAUUCAGCCAAACCUCAGAUAAGGAACUACAGAAGUACCGAGUUUUACGUCAAAAUGGAGUUUAAGACGUUCUGGAGGGAUGCCAUUUUACUGUUCACUGGAAAUAACAAAACUGGAGAUUUUCUAUAUGUUGGUUUACAAGAUCAGAAAGUGGUUCUGCAGAUCUAUACUGGUGGCGAGAGUUUUCUGUCAAUUUCCAGCAAUUUCUCGUAUAACGAUAACAAAUGGCAUAACAUCGUAGCCCAGAGACAACUCCUGACGGCUUCCCUUCAGAUUGACAAUUCAGACAUGCAGCUCUUGACAGCUCCAGGAAGUAACACAGGGUUAGAGUUGAAAGGGAAGAGACUAUAUUUUGGAGGAAUUCCUGAAAGUUAUGAUCUACAACCUUUUUUGAAAUGGGGAAGUAUUAAGAGAACUGGACUUUUAGGCUGCCUUCGCCGAGUCCAGAUGGAUAUUGAUAACCAGGAUCUUCUGACUGGAGAAACUGUAGGGGUCACCAGUGGGUGUCCAGCAGAGGGUUACAAAACGAUUGCAUUUUAUGGAGAUGGAUUUGCAAAGUAUAAGGCAGCUAGCUUGUCAACAGAUAAAGCUGAUCUUUCUCUGUCCUUUAAAACAUUGGAAAAAAAUGCCCUUCUCUUGCUAGCCUAUGAUAAUGAUCAAAGGAACUUCUACUCUAUAGUACUGACUAAUGGUAAAGUUGAAGGAAGUUUUAGUACCAACAGUCUUCCCAAAAAAAUUACAACAUCCAAAACUUUUAAUGAUGGACAUUUGCACAAUGUAGCCAUCCAGAAAGUUGGAGAUAGGAUUACCAUGUACAUAGAUGAUGAGGCCCAGUUAGAUGAAGUCAUACUAAUUAGGAAUGAAAUCAAUGUAGAUCAUCUGUAUGUAGGAGGAAUCAUCAACUUCAACUUUCCUCAGGGGCAGGCUAUGGUAGCCACCACUCAGGGGCUGGAGGGAUGUGUCAGUGAUAUUAUCAUCAAUCAAGAAAUUUUGAACUUGAACACACCUCUCCAGUUUGAAAGAGCAGAUAUAGGAAGGUGUAGAUUCUCAACCAAUCAAAAUCCACAAGGCAUUCAAGAUACACAAACCACAAAAUCACCACCCACCACCACAACUAAGGCAGCCAUCACAACCAUCAAAGCUGUCACCUCAACUAUUUCUCCAAAUUCCUGUGCAAAGACUCCAGAUUUACAGCAAAAUCUUCUGUCUCUGAUAUUUGGGAAUUCAGAGAACAGUCAUGGGAAAGUGAUACUUGAUCCAGCAGAGGUUCAGGAAUCGUUUCAGAUCUCCUUCGACUUUCGUACAUUUUAUGAUGAAGGAGCGGUAUUUCUAUUGACCAAUAAAAACUACACAGAGUAUGUGGCAGCACAAAUAAAAGGUGGAUCUGUUGUCGUGUUCUGGACAAAUAAUGGAGGAAAGGCCAAAAAAUUUGUCUCCUCUAAAGUGGUGACAGAUGGAAAGUGGCACACAGCUGUUGUUUCAAAAGACCGCCGCCGCAUCAGUCUGGAGGUGGAUGACAAGGUGGAAAUGGACAGACGGAAGAUCACCAAGAAAUUAUCCAUAACCUCUCCUCUCAUUGUGGGAACCAUUGUGAAUUAUACUUCUGUCAAUAAUAAGGACUUGGUAAAGCACAGUCUGAGGGGCUGUUUAAGGAACUUCAUUGUAAACACUCGGAGUAUAAUGAUAGCUGAUGCCACUCAUGUACAAGGUAUCACAACUUGUUACAUCAAUAUGGAACCUGGGGUGUUCCUGGAGGAAAACUCAUAUGGAAUCAUAGCCAGUAAGUUUGUAGUUGGUCGAGAAAUGAAGAUUGAGUUAGAAUUCCGUACUCACAAACCCAAUGGUAUUAUUCUGUCUAUCACUGAUAACCACGCAGUCACACUGGAGCUGCAUCAGGGAAAGGUGAAGUUCUCUGUGUUUAAUGUGGCCCUAUUCACAGCAGAGUCUGAAGAUUCAGUAAAUAUUUGUAAUGACCAGUGGCACUCCCUGGAGGCCACACUGAUUGGAAAUGUGGUGAAGCUGGUCCUGGAUGGUGGCGACCCUCAGUAUGGGAGCAGCCAGGAUACAUUCAGGAAUGUGACCACUUCCUCUGCUUUGUAUGUGGGAGGGGUACCAGAUUAUGCAGUGACACAGAUUGCCUCUUUCAACCAGAAAGAUGGAGCACCAGAAGGAUUUGAGGGCUGUCUACGUAAUUUCAAAAUAAACUCCACGCCUGUAGACUGGUUCUCUUUAGUAGAACAGGAAAACAUUCAGCGAACUGGAUGUCCUUAUUAAAGUUUUGGAAUUAAGCUUAUAUUAUUUUUGUAUUUUAAAUAAACUUUUACCUCAGCCCUUUAUACCCUCUCUAUAGGUAGGUGUCUUUAAUAGUGCUAAAUACCUACUUGGAUUCCAUUUAUAUCUAUUAAUGAUUGGAUAACUUCAGGUGUAAUUUUACUAUAAAUCAAGAUGUGACAAUCGAAUAUGUAUCCUGAAAUGUUUGUUGAGCAGUUUUUACAAUGGAUAUUUCAUUGAAAUGCUGAUUUGCACCACUUCAGUAUAAAAGGCAAAUAGCCAUAUAUUUUUUUACAUACUACAUACCAUUUUAAAUAUCAUUAAGAGCACAUGUCAGGCUUUAUGAGAUCUUACAUUUGCUGGAUCUGAAAUGCAAUGUAUUUUAAUGGUGCUAAUUUUGUACAACAUUUGUGAUUCUGUACGUAAUUUAUAGCUGUGUUUAAUUGUUGUGAUUCGAUUUAUUGUGAUCUCUAAAUGUUUAUGAAAUGAGAGUGUUAUAAGUGUCAUGUCCAUUUUUGUAUACCUGUGUAUACCGGUAAUUACUUAUUUAAUGGAGCGUUUCGGUCUGUUUAUGAAUUUGUAUGAUUAUGCAUGAAUUAUGAUAUACUGUAAAUGUCAGUUAAAUCCCUGUGUUGAUUUUUGACUCACACAAUAUGUUCUAAGUGAAUAAGUUUGAUGACUUUAUUGUAAAUUAAUUAUCUUUAAUUUAUACAGUAAAAAAAUUCUUUUGUUUUUAAAAGAAUUGCAGGUUGAUAUUGAGCAGUGUUGUGCUCUUUGUAUACAAUAAAUGCUUUAAUUAAUAAA
Molecule: messenger RNA, 10481 nt
Organism: Saccostrea echinata
Lineage: Eukaryota; Metazoa; Mollusca; Bivalvia; Ostreida; Ostreidae
Product: laminin subunit alpha lam-3-like
Exons: 63
Coding region: 123-9680 (3185 amino acids)
Biological process (GO): regulation of cell migration; axon guidance; regulation of embryonic development
Cellular component (GO): basement membrane
Molecular function (GO): extracellular matrix structural constituent; signaling receptor binding
Source: RefSeq, a predicted model, not a curated record